GGCAAAUGCAUGUUAGUGAACAGGUGACAGUGUGAAAAAGUGGGACUGCAAUUGUGACAACCUUUCUCGACAUAAGCAUUGCUGUUGUCGCUUAACUCAGGUACUUUAAAUGGGUAUUUCUAAAACCAGUUUUGAAGCCUCUUCUCUUGGGAUCGGCCAGAAGUAUGUCGGCAGAUGUCACUUCCAAGUAUAACUUUGAGACACUCAAGGUUACCCAGCCAAAGGAGUUUGUUACCCAAGUAGAAAUGAACAGACCAAAAAAGUUGAAUGCAAUGAACAAGGCAUUCUGGAGUGAGAUGCGAACGUGUUUUCAACAGCUGAACAGUGACAGUGAUUGUAGAGUUAUAGUUUUGUCUGGAGCUGGAAAAGUGUUCACAGCAGGUCUUGACCUCACUGACCUGGAUACAGUUGCUGUCAUGCAGUCAGACCUAGACCCUUCCCGGAAAGCCUUCAUGAUACGUGGGACUAUUGCUGAUUAUCAGGAAACAUUUACUGUUAUAGAAAAGUGUACUAAGCCAGUGAUAGCAGCAAUACACAACGCCUGUAUAGGUGGAGGGAUAGACAUGACAUCAGCCUGCGACAUCAGAUAUGCCACACAAGAUUCAUUUUUUCAAAUAAAGGAAGUUGACAUCGGCCUGGCAGCAGAUGUUGGAACUCUUCAAAGGUUUCCUAAAAUUGUUGGAAAUGAUAGUUUAGUGCGAGAGCUGAUAUACACAGCACGGAGAUUCCACAGCGAUGAAGCAAAAGAAAUGGGCUUUGUCAGUCGGAUCUUUCCAGACAAGGAGUCCAUGCUAACGGGAGCCAUGGACAUAGCAGAGAUCAUUGCCAGUAAGAGUCCUGUAGCAGUCCAAGGCAGCAAGGUGUCACUGGUGUUCUCCCGCGAUCACUCUGUUCGGGAAGGGCUGGAACAUGUGGCGGUCUGGAACCAGGGGAUGCUACAGAGUGAGGACGUAAUGAAGGCUGUAAUGGCUGGCAUGGAGAAAAAGACACCAAAGUUCUCUAAGUUAUAACGGAUCAUCUGACUGUGUGAACGUGUUGAUGUGUAGAAACAGCUCACAGGGCAAGCUAUGACAUGGAUCAAGUGUACAUAGUCUUCUUAUCCAUCCCUAUGGGACAAGGACAAGGUGUGCAUACAAUGCAGUACAGGUGUACUCAACACUUAGUGUACAGAAAUUGAUAGCCAGAAAGAUAGACAGACAUUGAGGUUAUACAAUUUUAUUGUAGCUGUCAAACCAGGUUAUUUUGCAGUUCUACAUAUCAGCUUGGUAGAAAUGGACCAAUUUCAUGAAGAGAAACAUGGUAUGACUGAAAUAGGAACAAAUGCUUUCCUUGUAAUAAACGUUGUAAAAUUUGAAAAGUACAUUGAUUGUUUCUGUUAUAAACCGAUACUCAGCAA
Molecule: messenger RNA, 1396 nt
Organism: Mizuhopecten yessoensis (Yesso scallop)
Lineage: Eukaryota; Metazoa; Mollusca; Bivalvia; Pectinida; Pectinidae
Product: delta(3,5)-Delta(2,4)-dienoyl-CoA isomerase, mitochondrial-like
Exons: 8
Coding region: 165-1010 (281 amino acids)
Cellular component (GO): mitochondrion
Molecular function (GO): delta(3,5)-delta(2,4)-dienoyl-CoA isomerase activity
Source: RefSeq, a predicted model, not a curated record